Messenger RNA from Adineta ricciae, 816 nucleotides. The record is from the annotation of a GenBank genome assembly. NCBI's taxonomy places the organism in Eukaryota, Metazoa, Rotifera, Eurotatoria, Adinetida, Adinetidae.
AUGGAAAAAAAUCAAAGUGCAAUACGGAAUGGUGUGCUCGAAGGGUUCGAUAACAUCGCAUUAAUACAGCCUGAUUUACCAGAAUUUCAAUUCAUGAAUUAUGGCUUCGCUGAUUUAGGCGUAAAAAAAAUUUCGAAAAUUACUGAAACUUGUGAAAACUUAUAUAAACAGACUUUAUCUAAUAAACCGUUGGAAGGAAAAGAUAUCUUGGAAGUAAGCUGUGGUCGAGGUGGAGGAGCUGCAUGGUGUAUUCGUACUUUUAAACCUCGUUUCUAUGUUGGUGUUGACAUCUCUCCGAAUGCUAUUGCUCUUUGUCAACAAAAGCAUGCAGAAUUACCAGGAUCAGCAUUUGUUGUAUCAAAUGCAACGAAAAUACUCCCAUUCACGAACGAAUCAUUUGAUUUCGUUUUAUCUGUUGAAGCAACACAUGCAUAUAUGAGUGCAGAAAAUAUCAAUAGGUUUGCUCGUGAAGCUGCCAGAAUACUUCGUCCAAAUGGUUGCCUAUUGUGGUGUGAUCUCUGUUCAAAGGGAGAAGACAUACCAUCUAUCAAUUGCUUUACAGACACUGGUGAAUUUAUUGUGAAAGACAAAGUUGAUAUUACGAAAAAUGUUCUUCAGUCACUUGAUAUUAGAAGUGAAGAAGCGGAGAGAGUUAUAAAACACGUGAUUGCACCAGAAAAUUCCGAAGCUUUCCGUACUUUUUCCGGUUUACCAGGUACAGCUAUCUAUGAAGAUAUGCGUGAAGAGUGCACCGUGUAUUGGCGGGCUGUCUUUCGCAAGAAACCUAACCCAACAAUAGCAAAUGGCACGAAUUGA